GCUGUGCAACGUGGCAAAUCAUUUUGUCAACACACAACAAGUCUGGAUGUCAAUCAGUCCAGCAGACAGACACUUGAUUUCUUCGGGAACGUACCAAAUUGUCUCUUAUUAUAAGUUGAUAGCAGGACUAGAAAACUGCAUUCCGUUCAAGAAUGGAGGACCCAAAUGGAAAUGCAAUUAUAAAAGCAGUAAUCUUAAUCGGCGGACCACAGAAGGGAACACGAUUUAGGCCGUUGUCCCUCGAUGUUCCUAAGCCUUUGACCCCAGUCGCUGGAUAUCCCUUGGUCCAGCAUCUUAUCGAAUCAUGUAUUCACGUGCCAUCUGUGAAGGAGGUUCUUAUAUUGGGGUAUUACCCCGCAGAUGAGAUCACACCCUUCAUUUCAGAAAUUGGACCCUUGUACAGCAGCAUCAAGAUACGUUAUUUACAAGAAUAUACCCGACUAGGCACAGCAGGGGGAAUAUAUCACUUUCGUGAUCAAAUCAGAGCUGGAUUAUCAAACACCUCGUGCUUCAUCCUCAUCAAUGGCGAUGUUUGUGGAGACUUUCCCUUGAGUGAAAUGUUAGAGUUUCACUCAAUUAAACGAGAUAUCCCAGCUCUGUUAACCGUUUUAGCGACGGAAGCUACUCGACAGCAGUCAUCAAAUUCAAAUUUUGGAUGUAUCGUUGAAGACAAAAACUCGCAUAGAAUCACGCAUUAUGUUGAGAAACCAGAGACGUUUGUGUCAACCCUCAUCAAUUGUGGCGUCUAUAUUUGCUCCCUUGACCUUUUUCCUUGCAUUUCAAAAAUUUUUUCUCAGCGGCAAGCCAACUAUUAUGCCGGAGAAAUUCAAGACAACAAUGGCGAUUGUUGGGAAUCCAUUGCAUUAGAGAAAGAUAUUAUAACACCUUCUGUCGGAAAUACUGGGUGUGUGUACGUGUACCGCUCGAAUAGGAUGUGGUCUCAAGUAAAAACGGCCGGAUCAGCAAUCUAUGCAAAUCGACACUAUUUGGCACUGUAUCGAGAACGACAACCUGAGAGAUUAGCUAAUAGCCGGUGUAAGACCAGAAACACACCGUGUAAAAUAAUCGGAGAUGUCUUCAUUCAUCAAACAGCACAGAUUGACCCAACCUGUGUGAUAGGACCAAAUGUCAGCAUAGGAAAAAACGUUGUCGUCGGGCCAGGAGUGAGGAUAAAGGAAUCUAUUAUUUUGGGAGACUCUGUUAUCCAAGACCACAGCCUUGUAAUGUACACCAUAGUUGGAUGGAAUGGUAUGAUCGGAAAAUGGACUAGAGUGGAAGGGACGCCUUGCGACCCCAACCCAAAUAAACCUUUUGCCAAAAUGGAUAAUGUUCCUCUCUUUAACGACGAAGGAAAAUUGAAUCCUUCUAUCACAAUUUUGGGUUGUCACGUUCGGGUUCCAUCAGAAGUUGUUGUUCUAAAUUCCAUUGUGCUGCCUUACAAAGAGCUCAGUCGUAGCUUUUCAAACGAAAUCAUUUUGUAAGUGUAGUACUGCUCCUAAAUAAAAAUUCAUGCAAUCACUAAAUACUAGAUAGUGAGGUGCUUCAGUCAGUUAUAAAUUUCAAUAAGUACGAUACAACCAUAAUAAACAAAAGUUAUUCAAGUAUUAUCACCAUA
Molecule: messenger RNA, 1615 nt
Organism: Folsomia candida
Lineage: Eukaryota; Metazoa; Arthropoda; Collembola; Entomobryomorpha; Isotomidae
Gene: Gmppa
Product: mannose-1-phosphate guanyltransferase alpha-A
Exons: 9
Coding region: 153-1481 (442 amino acids)
Biological process (GO): biosynthetic process
Cellular component (GO): cytoplasm
Source: RefSeq, a predicted model, not a curated record